AUGAUUAAGCAGAUUUCCAAACCACUGAUGGAAAAGAAAAGGAGAGCAAGAAUCAACAACAGCCUGGAGCAGCUGCAAAGUCUUCUUGAAAGCCAAUAUCCCAGAAUUUCCAAACGAAAACUCGAGAAAGCAGACAUUCUGGAAUUAACAGUCAAAUGCCUCGAGCGUCUGCAAAACUCGCACCAAGAUGCCGCAGUCACAAAGCAUCAGAACGUUCACUUGUUCCACGCUGGAUUCCAGUGCUGCGCAGACAGAAUGGACCAGUUUCUGCUGAGAAGCAGACCUGCAAGCCAGGAGCUGCGUUUAGAAUUACGCAGCCAGCUCGCCAGACCCCUCCAGCCCAAGGAACCUCGCCGCUGUACGCUGGACAGCGCCAGUUCCACGGGGAACAAUGGGAAAUUUACCGAGUACCAGGCCGGGUUCAGAAAUUGCUUGAAUGGCGUAAAUCAGUACCUUUUGACGUCAGACAAUUCCAGCAGGAGCGUCCGAUUACUGAAGCACCUGACAAACGUCGUCCCGGGCGCUUGCGGAAUCCCUCGCAGCUUCAGCACCCUGGACAGCAGCGCCGCGCCGCAUGUCCGCGCACUACCCUCAGCAUCGAACUUCCUGCAGCAACAGCACUCCGAGCCAGCUGCAAUGCCGUUCGCUACGCUUUGCAAACCUCACGCUGUCGAAGUGCCCUCUACCUCCGACAAAGCUCUCUCCAGCACAAGUGUAUCAAACGAAACCAUAUUCCUAGCACAGAAUACCAAGCAAAGGGGUACCGGGAAUUUCACCGUGAACGCCCGGGAACAAGCCGGGAACUUGCCUUGCGUUUCAGGACAGUCUAAGCAAAACAAUGCCCAGUAUAAUGUUUGCUCUGCCCCUCUGAAUUUCUGGCGACCCUGGUGA
This is a messenger RNA of Polyodon spathula (Mississippi paddlefish), 891 nucleotides long. Its product is annotated as hairy/enhancer-of-split related with YRPW motif protein 2-like. The record is from RefSeq and is a predicted model, not a curated record. NCBI's taxonomy places the organism in Eukaryota, Metazoa, Chordata, Actinopteri, Acipenseriformes, Polyodontidae. Gene Ontology annotation, cellular component: nucleus. Gene Ontology annotation, biological process: regulation of transcription by RNA polymerase II; anterior/posterior pattern specification; regulation of neurogenesis. The transcript is spliced from 5 exons. Gene Ontology annotation, molecular function: DNA-binding transcription factor activity, RNA polymerase II-specific; RNA polymerase II cis-regulatory region sequence-specific DNA binding; protein dimerization activity. The coding region runs from base 1 to 891 and encodes 296 amino acids.